CGAGGCGGAGACCCCUGGGAUAUCUCUAAACGCUUUCUGCAGGACACGACUUUCGACUGGCCGCUGACCGGACUCUGCAGAGUCACUGUAGAGGGGAGAGAGAGAGCGACGGAUCUCAAGGACCAGAUUGCCUGCUGAACUUUUUGCCUCUCAGACGGAUCGCCGGGGACCAUGCUGACCAUCCUAGCUGCUGGGUCUGUGUUCUUUCCAGGCCUUUUCCUGCUGUCCAAACAAUGCCUGAAGUCCAUCCCGGCGCUGAGAUGGAGCGAAGGGGAUGCAGUUAUUGUAUCAGCCAGAUUGGUGUCUUCAGUUCAGGCAGUCAUGGCUUCCUCAGCUGGCUACAUCAUUGCUUCCUCCUGUGAAGACAUCAUCGAGGACCAGCACUGGCUCACUAGCACUUACAUCAUGUUUGCCGUUCCCUACUUCGUGUACGACAUCUACGCAAUGUUCAUGUGCUACUGGUACAAGCUGCGGGUCAAAGGGCACGAGGAGGCCUCAGCGGCACCCCAGCACAUGAGCUCGGCGCUGACCAGCUACUUGCGUCGCGAGUUCCUCAUGGUGCUGCACCACGUUGUCAUGGUCACCGUCUGCUUCCCCGUCUCUGUGUUUUGGCGACAAGGAAAGGGAGAUUAUUUCCAGGGUAUAAUGUUCAUGGCUGAGCUCAGCACUCCAUCUGUCUGCUUAGGAAAAAUCCUCAUCCAGUACAAACAGCAACACACUCUCCUGCACAAAGUGAAUGGGGCUCUUAUGCUGAUCACUUUUUUCAUCUGUCGAGUCCUACUCUUCCCUUACCUCUACUACGUCUAUGGAAGGUACGCGUCCAUCCCCUUCCACAUGGUCCCCCUGUCGGUGCCCUGGCACUGUAACCUCGGCGCCGCUCUGCUCAUGGCGCCUCAGCUCUACUGGUUCUCCCUAAUUUGCAGGGGCGCCCUGCGACUAUUCAUGGGCACCUCCCGCUCUCAGAGGCCGCGCUCGACCUCGGCCGCCGCUAAGGAGCGCCAGACGGAUGGCAACGCACUGCCCCAGCCUGCCAACGGCUACAGCACGCGCUCCACAGAGCCCGAGCUGGCCACUCACUGAGAGGAGUGGAGUGGAGGGGAGGGUGGCGGGGAGGGAAGGAAGGCGAAUGUACCAAUGAGUAUGUAAAGGAAAGAAAGCUAUGAGGGAAAAGGCGAGACUUGAAACAAGUCGAGAUGAUGGCCUCAAAUGUUGCUGAAGUGUUUGUGGCCAGCAAACUGCUAAAUGAUUUGGUGGCUGGCCUUCAAGUACUUUAGCUUUUUAGUUUGUAGGAAACAAACGGAGUGUUAGAGCACUCAGUAUUUACGAUGUCAUCGGGCACUGUGACAGAUAGGAACAUGCACUGACCUGAGAGGAAUUUGCCUGGAUGUAUAGCGAGCAUAGGUGGCUAUUUCCCUCAUGUAGAUCAAAUUCAGUCCUCUCUGCCUCACGGUAUAGGAAGAGCAGGAAAAUAGGAAUGUAUUAUAUUGUAUGUUAGUACGUUUGCUGUAGAUGGAAGGCCUCAUUCAGUUUAGUCAUGAAGAAGACCUUCAAAAAAGAAAAAAAAAUCCCGGCUAAGCAGUAUUUUGACUUGUUAGUGUUUAUUAUCUGUAUCCUCUAUGUAGUCACUGUCACUCUAACAAAUGUAACCAACCUGCAGACUGACUCAUCUUUAGAAGGGAGAUAAUCUUCUCAUAAGACUGUAUUCUGCUGCCUUAUCCCUUUUCCCCCCCAUUUUUUGCAGAUUCUUUACAUUUUUAUUUAUUUUUAUCCUCUAAGAAGAAGGAGGAAGCUUUCCUCAGACAGAGUCAUGUGACGGUUGUACAUAGCAGAUGUAAAAUUGUCCUUUCCAUGUCAGUAUUAGGCCAACGUUGAUUCUUUUUUAUUUUUUAGGUUUCGUCUCAUUUCUGCAUCUGAUGUUUCUACAGACAUUUUGAACAAUGACAGUUCAGCAUUAGGACAAAAACAUUUCACAGUUUUACAGCUUAGUGUAGGCAAAACUACUCCCAGACGUUUUAACAGUGAUCCUCGUUUCAGUGUAGAUAUAUGACUUCAUUCCAUUUACUGGUAUCACAGGUGUUUUGUUUUUUGUUUUUUUUUUUGCAUACAAGGAAGUGAUGCUCAGUAGCAGCCACUUUAAGCUGAACUUACACGUGUUUCUUUCUUUUUUUUUCUUUUUAGUUUGGUGCUGGUGUAAAUCUCAUUAUUCAUUUGCUUGGCAGGAACACUUCACGAAGGGAUCCAUGAGAUUUGAGUAUUUUUAGCUUUGUUAGGGGACUUGCAAUGUUGAAGUUUUGAAGGGAAGCAAACGAGAAAAUUAAUCUUGCAGGGAAGCAUUCCCUUGUGACUGACGUGCAGCACAUUUGUCCACGCCGACUUCGUUUGAUGUUGCUCUGUUAUGUUUUUUUAAAACCAUCACAAAUUCAACCUUUUAACAUGGUAUAAAAUGAUCCAAUCAUUGAGCCGUUGAUUUGAGCCACUGGUUCUAUGAACCUCCUACGAACAAACUAGCUUGUUUUUAUCAUUUUAUGUUCCUUUCAAGCAGCUACACUGUCCUGGAAAUGGGUCAAGAAAAAAAAAAAAAAAACAACAAAAAAAUGAAAUAAACCUAAAGCAUAGCUCAAAAAAACCAUCAAGACAGGGUAAUGUGUGCCAAAGCAUCUGGACAACUGUGGGCAUGUUGAACACAGAACAUCCAUUCCCCUGUUCCGUGAGUUCAUAAGGUACUGCUUCUUGACAAUACUAAAAACAUUUCAACCGAUGUACUGUAUAUUCCACAAAAUGCUUGUUAUUUAUUUGUAAGUAUUUAUUUAUUUAUUUAUUUGGUUUGUGGUUUUUGAAUGCAUAUUUAUGCAUACGUAUUAUACUCUAUGCUUCUGAGCCUUAUGUGAAGGCUGUAUUGUUACUCAAACUUAGCUAAAAUAUACUUCUCUGUCCUGA
Molecule: messenger RNA, 2937 nt
Organism: Stegastes partitus (bicolor damselfish)
Lineage: Eukaryota; Metazoa; Chordata; Actinopteri; Pomacentridae
Gene: tlcd3bb
Product: TLC domain containing 3Bb
Exons: 7
Coding region: 172-1080 (302 amino acids)
Biological process (GO): lipid homeostasis; ceramide biosynthetic process
Cellular component (GO): endoplasmic reticulum; membrane
Molecular function (GO): sphingosine N-acyltransferase activity
Source: RefSeq, a predicted model, not a curated record